GAUGGCGGAUGCCAUAUGGGUUUCUUCUCUAUUCAGUGUAGCUUUUGCUUCCCGGCUUUUCCUAAUCUAUAGCCCCGUUAAAGAUUGGUUUACUAACCGAAUAGAGUUAUCUACACCACUAACUGCCUGGAACAGAGUUCAAGAAGGCCUUUCUCUGAUAAACCAUGGGGUUUCACCUUAUUCCGGGGAUGUUGUGCAUGAGACACCUCUAGUGUUGGCAAUAUUUCUUGGAUUGCAGCAGAUAUCAGAGGUCCUAUUUCCUCUUCUGUUUGUGGUGGGCGAUCUGCUGGUUGGAUGGCUCCUUUACAAACUUGCUAGUCUUCACUGUCAAAUACUGCUUAAAGAGCAAGCAUUGAAUCUUAAAUCUUAUGCAAAUUCUGUGGAACCAAUUCUACUCAAAGAGGAAGCUCUACACAAUGUGCCUUUACUAGUUUCAUCCAUAUAUUUGUUGAAUCCAUAUAGUAUAGGUUCCUGUGUGGCACAUUCAACUGUAGUGUUCACUAACUUGGCAGUUGGCACAGCACUUUUGUUCUCCCUCAGAGGGAAUAUUUUACUAAGUACACUUGGUGUUGCAGCCGGAACAUGUCAUUCCUUGUAUCCAGUCACACUGUUGGCACCUGUAGUCCUCACAUUAAUGAAGGUCCAUUCUUUCGAUAUUCAAUUCACAAAGAAGACCAUUGUAUUUGUUAGUCAAGUUAUUGGUUCUUUUCUUGUGUGGACAUUGCUUCUGCUUGGCAUGUCAUAUCAAGUGUUUAAAUCUUGGGAUUUCCUUCUGGCUACCCAUGGCUUUAUUUUACAGGUGUCUGAUCUCACACCUAACAUGGGUCUCUUCUGGUACUUCUUCACUGAGAUGUUUGAACAUUUUAGGAUUUUCUUUUUGUGGGUUUUUCAACUGAAUGCCUUUUUCUACUGCAUCCCUUUGACCAUCAAAUUAAGGGGCAACCCAACAUUUCUUGCCUGUAUGCUUUGUUCCGUGAUGGCUAUUAUGAAGUCUUAUCCAGCGCUGGGUGAUGCUGCUUUACCAUUGGCCCUCUUGGCACUGUGGGUUCACAUAUUUCCAUAUCUUCGUAACGCACUCCUGGUGAUGUGCAUGUUAAUUUGUAGUUCGUUCUUGGCUCCAGUCUUCUGGCACUUGUGGAUUUACGCCGGUAGUGCAAAUGCCAACUUCUUUUUCGCCAUUACGCUGGCUUACUCCACUGCCCAGAUUCUACUGACUUCUGAUGUUUUUUUCGCCUUUCUGCGACGAGAGUACGAUCUUUAUCAUGGAGUAUAUCCACCUGUCAUAAAAGGAGAGCCUGCCUCUAUCACUCUACGGUAACAUAACUAUGGACACAUACAGGGUACAAAUGUGUAGAUGCAGCAUUUUAAAACGAGACACGUGCUGACUAUUAUCUUCAAAACGGACACUAACCUAAUCGCGCAUAGGAAGCUUUACAAGUGUACUGGUAGUACUGAACAUACAAGGAGAAAAACGUGGUUGUUUUUCAUCUACAGACAUAAACGUUUAUGUAAUAUAUGACAUCUCUGCCAUUGGAUUGUCUUUACUUUCUUUAAUGAAUCUUUAUGGAGGUCUGGAAUUGAGCGGAUCAGACGAGAAACGACAGAAUGGACGAGAGUUUAAGUAGAAUCGAAUCGUUCUAUCCAUCUAAGAAACAUAGAUUGUUAAACAGCUUCCCGUCGAUUCAUUUCCACGAAUGCGAAUUUGUUUGGUUUCAUCCGAAAGUUUGUGCUGCUGGACAGGAAAAACGAACACUGUAGGCACAAUGCAUAGAGGAAGAUAUGAUGCAACGUUCAUAUUUGGCGCAAGCGGCUCGAAGUUGAAGUUUUGAAAGUAAGACAGUUAAAAUAAAGGCGCUGUAGAGAUGUAUCAUUAGCCAUGUUUUACCUAUUUUUAAACAGUACCAUGGAUUCACGAUCAAGGAAAACUAAUGAACUAUGUUAUCGUUUAUGUUUUGAGUACAGUAUAUGUAAUAGUACUCUUUUGAAAAUUGCGAUAGAGUGAUUGAGUUUCUUUGGAUGAAAUAGUUUUAGUUCAUUCUGAUUCAUAGAUCAUCAGCACUUUACAAGUUUUUAGUGGUGGUUUUUUUUAACUACAGAUGGCCGAGUCUCAGCGUCAAAAUAAUGACCUUCAAAUAUGUCUAACGACGUUCAUUUCUGACACCUAUGUAGUCUACAGGCAGCCUAAGCUCCAGCUGUGAGAUGAUCACCUUGCGUAAUAAUAGUCAUGAUGAAAAUAUAAGAGUUUGUAUGGAAAUCUUAGGAAUAAAAAAAUACAGUCAAAUUCUCAAUAGAAA
Pocillopora damicornis (cauliflower coral) is the source of this 2294-nucleotide messenger RNA. RefSeq names its product GPI-anchor transamidase component PIGU. NCBI's taxonomy places the organism in Eukaryota, Metazoa, Cnidaria, Anthozoa, Scleractinia, Pocilloporidae. Gene Ontology annotation, biological process: attachment of GPI anchor to protein. The record is from RefSeq and is a predicted model, not a curated record. Gene Ontology annotation, cellular component: membrane; GPI-anchor transamidase complex.